UCUUAACUGUUCCAGAGAUUGGUUAAGUUCCAGGAAAUAUUGCAGCGUUGUCAAAGUGCGCACACUGAACUUACAAACGCUGAACAAAACUCUUUGAAAAAAUCACUAAAUUUUGAAAAGCCUUAGUAGUUAACUGGUUAGUGCUCGGAAAUAAUUACAACAAAUAAGUAAUUAUAUAAAAAAUUAUAAACUUUCGUUAAUCGAACGCAUUUGUCAACAUUGCCGAGUGCGUUUGACAUUCAAAUAUUUAUAAACAUAUCCAGCGCCAAAUAAAGCUCAGAAGAAGAAAAUAAAGCUUUACAAAUUAAGUACCAUUGUCAAUCUUUGUUUAUUUUUGUCUAUAGGUGCAUAUUGUUAUAGGGAUAAAUGUUUAUUAGAAAGUAAAAAUAUGAUUUUUAAACACUUGCAAAGAAGUGUCUCUACAGUCAACUACAUCCCUCGAACUAUGUCAACAAGGACCAACGAGAAAAAUAAUAUAUUAGUAGAAAGAUUAGGUGAAGUAACUACAAUAGGAAUAAAUAGGCCGGAUAAAAGGAAUUGUAUUGAUCAUGAAACAGCUGAAAUGCUAGAAAAUGCGAUAGCUGAUUUUGAAAAAGACACUGACGCUCAUGUAGGGGUUUUGUAUGGCACGGGAGGAAAUUUUUGCGCCGGUUUUGAUUUUGAUGAAAUUGCAAACUUGGAGGACUUGCAAAAGUCCACAACGGACCAAAAAGCGCAAUUUUCAAUCUUACAAUCAAGAAAAUUCUUGAGGAAACCAAUGAUAGCAGCCCUUAGUGGAUAUGCGGUGGCUGGCGGCUUAGAAUUAGCUCUCUUAUGCGAUUUAAGAGUGAUGGAAGAAACUGCAGUGGUUGGUUUAUAUGCUAGAAGAUUUGGUGUUCCUUUAGUAGAUGGUGGUACUGUGAGAUUACCUGCAGUAGUAGGACUAUCUCGUGCAUUAGACUUAAUUUUAACUGGUAAAUCCUUAAAUGCAAAAGAAGCCUUCGAGUGGGGUCUGGUUAAUAGAAUUGUAGCCUGUGGUUUGGGUCAAGCAUUGCAGCUGGCGGUAUGUUUAGCAAAGUUCCCUCAAGAAUGUCUUAGCAGUGACAGAGAUUCAGCCUAUAAUUCCGCCUUCAGUCAAGUGUAUGCUGAUCUCAUAAAGUACGAGAAAGACAAUGCAGAUAACAUUUCAUUAAAAAGCAUAGUGGAGGGUGCGAAAAAGUUUAUAAGUGGCGUUGGGAAACACGGAAAGACGUAUAAUCUACGAGAAAGAGAUUAUCUGGACUGGGAAAAGGAAUACAAUCAGACAGCUAAAUGUAAAUUGUAAAAAAUGUGUAGAUAAUAAAUCGGAUUAAGCUGA
Molecule: messenger RNA, 1336 nt
Organism: Dendroctonus ponderosae (mountain pine beetle)
Lineage: Eukaryota; Metazoa; Arthropoda; Insecta; Coleoptera; Curculionidae
Product: probable enoyl-CoA hydratase echA8
Exons: 5
Coding region: 389-1303 (304 amino acids)
Molecular function (GO): catalytic activity
Source: RefSeq, a predicted model, not a curated record